Messenger RNA from Trichoderma asperellum CBS 433.97, 4621 nucleotides. RefSeq lists its product as uncharacterized. The record is from RefSeq and is a predicted model, not a curated record. NCBI's taxonomy places the organism in Eukaryota, Fungi, Ascomycota, Sordariomycetes, Hypocreales, Hypocreaceae.
UCUGGGCUUGCGCUGCGCCUCGUUGUCGCCAUUGCGAAUCGACGCAUUGGGGCGAUCGUUCUUUGCUCGACACGCGCAAGAGCGAGGCGCUAUUGUCACUAGCAGAGUUUUUUUUCUUUGUCUUGACGGGCGAUCAGUCAAUCUCUGUGUCGAUUAGUGGCAGCCGAGCCUUGCUUUUGUCUGCUGCAUCGUCCCAAGUGCGCAUCACCAGAACGGCCUGUUCGCCCGUUUCCUAUCCCUACAUGCGGCGGAACUUGCAACACCCCUCAUUAUAACUUUCCCCCCUUUUGUCUCUCAAGCUCCCUUGUGUUUUACACCUCUUUUUAGCUCUUUUAAUUCUUUCUCCUUCUUCCUCUCCCUCUUCUCUCGUUAUAUCCUUGCAGUAAUUCUUAAUAAUGUGUCCUACCCUUUCGAGCCUGCAGUAGGACGACUCAACAACGGGCAUUAGAGCUGGCGGCGCUGGCGACUAUGUGCCGGUGCCAGAGCCAUGGCCGAUCAUCACAUGCCUGCGCCCCGGUCUGCAGGAUACUUCUCAGCUAACCACCGAGACGGACGACGAGAUGGCCUUGCGACGCCAGAGCGCCGACGGAACAGCAGCCACGAGAUGGGCAAGUCGAGCAAUGCGACCAGCCAGCGGGACGACGACGACCUGUUUCAUGACGAUGGCAACGACCGCCUGAGCUCCAGCCACACCGAAGUCUCAACGCAUGCGGACGGACACGCUCACCGGGAGGAGCGAGCGCAGAAGAAGCACAAGGGCCGGCUGGGCGGCGGGUUUCUGCUGCAUGACGCCUUUGGAGGAGGACGGCUGCUGGGGUCUCGUCGACAGCGGGCCGCUCACUCUCAUGCACCUGCGCCUCCAGCACCACAGCUGCAGCUAGGCGGUGGACGUGAUGCUGCUGCUGCUCCUUUCCAGGCCAGUCCAGGCCCCGAACGGGGCAUGCGACAGAGCUCUGCGCCUAUCCGGCGAUCUGGAGAGCCUGCCAACUCGCCUCCGAGUACUGGGCAUUCGGCCGAGGGCAAGAUGUUCGCGGACUCGCACCACCAAGAGCCGCAUCCUGUAGCCGAUUUAGAUUCCUCCCAGAUUGUGCAUAUGGCGCUCAGCCUGAGCGAAUCUCGGCGCCUUGCCUCCCGACGAACCGGUCAUAGAACGGCCGCUCCUCCGCGACUCGCUCCUCUCCCGGACGGGAGCUCUUCGAACAACAUCAGACAACAUCUUCAGCAGCAGCGCAAGUUUUCACGAACAGAAUCCCCCAGUCUGCCCCAAGAGCCAUCGUCUGGAGCCCUUGUUCCUGGAUCGAGAGGCAGUGGAAAUUUUCAAUCCUCCUUUGAGGUCCCCCACGAUCCGCAAUACCGGUGGCAGUUCUCUGCCUCGACACUGACCAGAGCGCAUAAAGCCAAAGUACAUCUCGAGCUUUGGGCGCAGUAUAGACGACUGCUUGACGUACUGCCUCCUCUGAAGCCGGGUCUCGAGAGGCCGCCAUCGGGUAGCUCACCAGAUUCUCCGUUUGGUGCGGGUUCCCAAGCGCUCGCCGUAACGCUGGGCCGGCAGUACAACCCCUUGCAAUAUAUUCGAAAUCGCAAAGUGCGGGCCCGUGAAAGGAAGGUCAUCGAUGGAAAGCGGCAGGGCUUCAGCGAUGUAGACGGCGUCAGGCAGUGGGUUGAUAUAGUGUAUCGGCAAAUGUCAAUGGCGGGGACGCCGCUUGCUGACGACAGAUCUUCUAUUCCUCGCUAUCAAUCUGCCGAGGAGGAGGAUAUGCUACUUUCGCCUGCGGACGCUGCUGCCAGACCUCGACGGCCUAGAGUGGACUGGUUUUUGGAUCCUUGCGAUGUAAUCGCCGACGCAUACUGGCUGGAACAAAACGGACACAAAUAUCUUAUUGAAGAUCGCCAUUGGCGCAAGAUAUUCCCACCUAUAUCCUCAGAUCUGAGCAGACCAUUGUCCCGAGAAGUGGAAGAAUCUAGCAGCAAGAUCUCGCCAUUCACAACGAGAGACAACGAGUUGACUGAAACCAUUACCGAAGGAAAGGAAUUUGGGCUUUCGAAAGUCCGCACAGAGUUAUCACAUGCCAGUGCCAAGGAAAGAGCCAAACAAAAGUUACAUAAUAUCAAAGGCUUUCACCAUCGACAUGCAAGCGGCGGUGGUGGUCACCACGGGAAGGAUUCCUCCUCGGAAGAUUCAAGUAGCGACAGCGACAGCGAGCCAAAGAAGAGGGCCAAGAUUGUUCGUAAGGGAACCAUUUCUAGCAACUCAAACGAUCUACUCCAAAAACAGAUGAUGGAAAUGGUGGCCAGGGAGGCCCGCGAAAGGGAACUCGAAGAGUCGGCUUUAGUCCACAACGAGAGCGCUGAUGACCAGCGUUCAUCUCGGUACAAUAGCAGAAGGGGCUCUUCUUUAGCGGAAAUCAGCGACUCUGAGCGCAGGGCUGCCAUGUUUGACAGGCUGAAGCAAGGAUCUCCGACACGCUUGAGUGUUGAUGCCCAUCACCAUUCCAUUUCUCCAGGGAAACGACUCUCACUUCCAAACUCACCAGAGGCUAUGCCCAUUCGCAAUGGAAAAUCGGAGUCGGUUGCUAGUAUUGAAUCCUCGCCACUCUAUAGCCGAUCGGUAUCUCCUACUAGAAACCCUAUCAACAAGAUUAAACAAAUGAUGCGCGACAAGAAUGGCGAAGCUCGCGGGGGCAUUUUAUUGGACGAAGUUAAUGAUGAUGGAGAAAACCGACUCUCGAAACGCGAAACCAAUCCGGCACGCUCAGGCUCGACGUCUACUCUGGGCAAGGGCAGGCGUCAGUCUAGUCCUGCUGGGAAGUUGGUCUCUGGAUCAGAUAGUAGCAAGAAUCUACGUCCCAUGGCUAGCGCACGGCUUCGAACUGAUGAAGGCGUUGGCUUGCGAGGCAUGUUCAAGGGGCCACGCCUUGAUAAUGUACUCCGAGGCGGUGUUUCAAAGCUGGGAGACAUCAUACGGAAGAAAGACGGACCUGGUGAGACACCAGAUCUCGAUACGACGGACGAGUCCGACAGUGAUAGAGUUAGGGGCCGGGGAUUAACACCAAUGACUCUGUCGCGGAAACCCUCUACAAAGAUUCAAGAAGGGCAACAGCCACAGCCUAAGCAUUUCCUCGACACGAUGCCCGAAUUCCGUCAUAUGCCAAGCUAUCGCCACCUUCCCAAUGGCGGAGAGAAGCUCACCAAAGCUGAUGGCUCAGCAAAUUCUGGUCGUCGGCCCGGCGAGCUUGAUCUUCUCAGGCCCCCUCAGAUUAACAUUCGAAGCGCAUCAGCAUCAUCGUCUGCAUCUCCCCCGGUUUCACGCAAGCCUCGGCUAGGAGGAGACUCGGAUGUCUCUGAAGCCGAAUCUUUAUAUAAUCACAAUGUCCCCGAUGGCGUUCGAGACGCAGAUAAGCGCCUGAAUUCAGCAAUUUCACUAAGCGAUAAGGAUAACCAGCAUGGGCGAUCGCUGACCCAGCAAUGGGCGAUUGCGGAUCGCGGCUUGCACGGCCCGGCGAAGCUUACGAAGCGCGAAGUUGCCAGGAUGCGGGCUCUGAUACUCAGUUCUGGCGUUAUGGCUAUGGAGAUGCACCGCCGCGCAUAUGAGAAGCACAAGCCUUUUAGCAAGGAGAAUCUCGCCUUGAACGAAGCCACCUCCCAGAAGGGACUUGCCGGCGUUCCUUGGACAGAUAUUACCAGGCUUACCCCCUAUCAAGUCCAAGUCAGACUUCAGCUUCAUGAGCAACAAGGACCCUUCUGCGAGAUGUAUCCCCUCGCCGCUCAGACCCUGGGCGUAGCCAUCCAGUCGUGGGGCCAGCGAUGGCAGUCCUCUGCCGACAACUUUAGAGACAAGACUGUUCACGCUCUGCGCACGCGUGUCUGGGAAGUCCGCACACAUAUUGCCGAUGACCUGUCCGAGAUGGCCCGCAAAGCUGCCGACGAGGCAGACGAGAUUAGCCGGGACCUGGCGCUCGGCCAGCCUCUGGAGAUUAAGCAUGUUGUCGAUACUAUGGAGAAGAUGCUCCGGACGCGCCGCAGGAGGUUCCGCUGGCUGCGACGCGGCCUCUGGCUUACUGUAGAAUGGCUGCUCGUGGGCUUCAUGUGGUAUGUCUGGUUCAUGGUGAUGAUUCUGCGCAUCUUCCUUGGAGUUGGGAAGGGUGUUUUGCGGGGCGUCAAGUGGCUUCUGUGGCUAUGAUGGAAGAUUUUCCAUAUUUUUUUUCCCUACUAAAAUAAGGGAGAAGAAACAAUACUUUUAAAACAAAAAGAGCCUUGGAUGAAAAAAAAAACCAGAAAGAAAUUCAUCGACAUCAUGCUCCAUAACAGUUUUUAACAUUACGGAAAUUCAGCAACCAUGUAGCUGCUGUAGCUCCAACUUUUUUUUUUGUUUCUACUUUCUUUUCUGUCUGAUACCCCUUCAAAUCCAAUUCAGUUCAAAUUCUUGGUACGGUUUGAAAUUUCAUCAUUUUUCUGUGUAAUGGGUUGAACACGAGAGGGAUAACUCGGUGCAUAGCUAUGGAGUGAGGUAGCAAAAAAUUUCCAGUUGAUAACUUUUAUAUAUAUUUUUCUUUGCUUUGUUUUUACUAUAUAAUAUUUUUUUUUAAAAAAAGAAACAAAUUAAUUAAUUUCCGUUCACGUG